GGCAGGGCUUCCUGUAUGCUGCUGCCGCCCGGUGUCCAUGGCCCGCACCCCAAGCUGCCACUGCAGCAGUCACAGUGGCAGCUGGAGGCUCGGUCCAUGCCGUGCUCCCUGGACAGCACUGGCGAGGCUGAGCAAGAGGCCUCAGCAUCUUGACACCUAGGAGAGCAGGGACGGAGUCUCCUCAGGGUGGAGGACCAUGCUGCGCCGCAAGCCCUCCAACGCCAGUGAGAAGGAGCCCACUCAGAAGAAAAAGCUCUCCCUUCAGCGCUCCAGCAGCUUCAAGGAUUUUGCCAAAUCCAAACCCAGCUCCCCUGUUGUGAGCGAGAAGGAAUUUAAUCUGGAUGAUAACAUUCCAGAAGAUGACUCAGGUAUCCCUACCCCAGAGGAUGCUGGAAAGAGCGGCAAAAAGCUGGGGAAGAAGUGGAGGGCAGUGAUUUCCCGAACCAUGAACAGGAAGAUGGGCAAGAUGAUGGUGAAGGCCUUGUCAGAGGAGAUGGGAGACACUCUGGAGGAGGGCUCAGCCUCCCCAACGUCCCCAGAAGGCAGCCUGGACAGCCCCGGCCCUGAGAAGAUGGUGCUACCCUUUUCAGAGCAGGAAGAGCGGGAACACUUGGCGCUCAGCCGCCAGGCCUCGACGGGCAGUGAGCUCUGCAGCCCCAGCCCAGGCUCUGGCAGCUUCGGGGAGGAACCACCUGCCCCCCAGUACACAGGGCCCUUCUGUGGCCGGGCACGAGUCCAUACCGACUUCACUCCCAGCCCCUAUGACCACGACUCGCUGAAACUGCAGAAAGGAGAUAUGAUCCAGAUCAUUGAAAAGCCACCCGUGGGCACGUGGCUGGGCCUGCUAAAUGGCAAGCUGGGCUCUUUCAAAUUCAUCUAUGUGGAUGUGCUGCCUGAGGAGGCUGUGGGGCCUGCCCGCCCCAGCCGCCGACAGAGCAAGGGCAAGAGGCCCAAGCCUAAGACUCUGCACGAGCUGCUGGAGCGCAUCGGCUUGGAGGAGCAUACGUCCACCCUGCUGCUCAAUGGCUACCAGACACUGGAGGACUUCAAAGAGCUGCGGGAAACACACCUCAAUGAGCUGAACAUCAUGGACCCACAGCACCGGGCCAAGCUGCUCACAGCUGCUGAGCUGCUGCUGGACUAUGACACUGGCAGUGAGGAGGCAGAAGAAGGUGCCGAGAGUAGCCAGGAGCCAAUGGCACACACAAUGUCAGAGCCCAAGGUGGACAUCCCACGCGACUCCGGCUGCUUCGAGGGCUCAGAGAGCGGGCGCGAUGAGGCAGAGCUGGCAGGCACCGAGGAGCAGCUGCAGGGCCUCUCCCUGGCCGGGGCACCUUGAGGUGGAGAUGGUGCAGGCUGAGGCUGGGCCCAAGCUAUAAAGGCUGCGGUGAUGGGCCCCGCCUCCCGUGGCAGCCCAGGCCCAGAGGACUGGCGCCAAGCCUGGCCCUGCUUCCCCAGGGGCACUUAGGGCCACAGAGGCUGGACCAAAGCCCUAUAGGCUCAGCAGGAGUGGAUGAGGAGCCGCCCGAGGGCAUAUCCCGCGUGCCCAACCCCCUCCUUCCACCAGAGACUGACAGCACAGCCCCUCCCGGCACCGCCUGCCAUGGCCACGGCCACGGCCACAGCAAGUAGGGUGCAGAGGGACCCUGCUCAUGCUCCUCACCACCAAGGCCCCCAAACCCUCCUUGCCCCACACCACCUACCCCUGUCAGAGUGCUCCUAAAAAAGGGGGCCAAGCCAAUGUUUCAGGUAAGUGUUAACACCCCAGGGAAGCUGGCCAUUUGAAAGGACUCCUGUUAAUCAUGGAUGGAUCCAGAUUUCCCUAAAUAAGGUUUGAAGAAAGCCACAAAUACUAUUCCCACUUUCCUUCUCCUUAACUUUCUUAGAGACUUGGCCACUAAAUUACCGUGAGACCUGAACCAAGUGCCUUCCCCUUAGGACUUGUUGGAGUUAGAAUGGGUAGUCACUGAAGGCCUUGCCAACUCUGACAUUCUGUGACAUUAAGUGUCUGCUCUCCUGUUACCUGUGGACCUGGACACCAGUGGGGUUUACUGAGGGGGCCGGAGGGGCCUCAGGCUUCCAAAUGAAAUGGCUCCUCCUGCUCAUCCAUUUCAUCCCUCUCCAUGUAACUCAAGCCAAGCUGCAUCUUCCCCCAGCUUAAAACAAUGCCCGUACCUCAUACGAUAUGUAUGCGCCCUUUCAUUCCUGGCCCCUUCAAAGAAGACUGCCCGCGAGGCUGAUGGCAAAUGUUCAGACCUGGCUUCCCAGGACAGAACUGCCCUCCGAAGCCAGAUGCAGGUCAGGGUCCAGACUUGGCCACUUCUGUGGGUCCUUACAAGCAAAGAAAGCACUAAGCUUGACACUGGGGACUCAGCUACCCCAACUUUGCUUUGCCAAUGGUUUUGAUGUACCCUGAGCUCCUAGAGAAAAGGAGACUAUCUAUUAGUAGAGGCCUCCCUUGACCCCAGUACCAAGUCUGUGCCCUGAAUCUCCAGAGUAGCCUUCCCUGGUGCCCAAUUGGCCUGGGGACAAACAGUACCCACUAACUACAUCUAGGACUGCCUGCUUAGUGGACACACUUCUCGAACUACUACCAGGGACUAUGGUAAAAACUAGCUUUGGGGAAGGGGUUGAAUGUAAAUAUGAGGGGGUGGAGGGAGACAAGUUGGUAGCAAUAAAUAUGGGUAGAAUUAAA
Messenger RNA from Galeopterus variegatus (Sunda flying lemur), 2695 nucleotides. RefSeq names its product SAM and SH3 domain containing 3 (gene SASH3). Gene Ontology annotation, molecular function: protein binding. The transcript has 8 exons. The coding region runs from base 197 to 1339 and encodes 380 amino acids. NCBI's taxonomy places the organism in Eukaryota, Metazoa, Chordata, Mammalia, Dermoptera, Cynocephalidae. Gene Ontology annotation, biological process: positive regulation of immunoglobulin production; positive regulation of adaptive immune response; positive regulation of B cell proliferation. The record is from RefSeq and is a predicted model, not a curated record. Gene Ontology annotation, cellular component: nucleus; cytoplasm.